AUGCCACCCAAGCGCAAACUCAGCACCUUCGACCCACCCAGCGACACAAACCUCACCCUCUUCCUCAAACACACCAUACACACUAUUCUCCUCCUCGUCCCACCCACGCAAACCUUCCCCCAAAUCCUCACUCUCCUGCUCUCCACCCUGCAGGAACGCUAUCCAGAUGGCCUCUCCCCUCUCCCUUCUCCCGGCAACCCCGCCGCAAGAUCCACAACCACACUCUCCUCCACCACCACCACUCUCACGGAGCGUAAAAUUCCCCUCCCAGAAUCGGUCAAGAAUAUCGCGCUGGCGGUUCCGGUCGAUGUACAUGAUCUCAAAGCGGGCUGGACGGAGUUGCAGUUGGGAUUGGGAGAUACGCCGGAGAGUGUGGGGGUGAAGGAGGGAGGGGUGUUGGCGUUUAGGUUUUUGAGAGAGGGCGAGGAGGAGGAAGAGGGAGAGUUUGAGGUGGCGUGGCCGAGUUAUGAGAUUUAUGAUGAGGGGGAUGAGGAUGCGGAUGAGAGGACGUUGGCAGGGGGGGAGGAGGAGGAGCUUUGA
Messenger RNA from Botrytis byssoidea, 540 nucleotides. RefSeq lists its product as uncharacterized. The transcript has 2 exons. The record is from RefSeq and is a predicted model, not a curated record. Lineage: Eukaryota; Fungi; Ascomycota; Leotiomycetes; Helotiales; Sclerotiniaceae. The coding region runs from base 1 to 540 and encodes 179 amino acids.